CAGAAGCUCAAUCAGAUAAUCAUCCAAACCCACAUAUAUAUUUUUAAUUAAUCGCAAAUAUUUUCGUAUGUUUUCCUAAAAUAGUUUAAUUUAAUCUGUAGUUGCAGUAGAAUGGCGUCAAAGGGACGCUGUCUCUUUAAGGCGUUGAAGGAGGCGUGUAGGGGACGUCGGUAAGACGCGUCCAGAGUCCCCUGAAUGACUGCUGUUGUCUGUCGUUGUGUGACAUUGUGACAGGGCAAAACUCAAUAGAACCAAACGGUUCGGAUGCGCGUCUGCAGGUGGAGCAGAAAGGAAACUAGAGGGAAGGGACGCAUGAUCCGGAGAUGCGUCACUGCAGCUGGUUUAUUUUACGCACAGAGAAGCUGCGAGGCGCACCGCUCACUUUCUAUGAGGUUGGCCGCUCUGCUGUCAGCGUGUGAAAUUCAGCUAGUCUGACUGACCUACAUCCAAAGAUUUUUUCUCAGAUUCUCAGAGGAAUGUGUUUACCUUAAAGGCGUAAAACAAAAAAUAGAAAUAGCCUUAACGCGCAGGUGGAUUUCCUCCCCCGUGAUGUACACAAUCACCAGAGGUCCCAGCAAGCUGGUCACGCAGAGAAGAACAGGACCCACUCAGCAGCUGGAGAACAAAAUAAAUGACUUCAAGCACAAACAGACGUCCUGGAACAAGCCAGACCUUCCUGCACCCAGGAUAGUUUUCAACCGUCUGAACGGAAAAAAGCACCAUCAGCCGGCUCAGGUGCUGCCCGCAGACAGCAGGCAUGAGGAGACUUUCUCCCCCGAGCACGAGAAAAAUGUGAAGUUUGUCUCUGAAGCCUGGCAGGAGGUGGUUCAGCAGGAGGAAGGUCAAGGAGUGGAGGAUUCCCAGGCAGCAGUUUACUACAAAGAAGCUACUCCUGGGCCACACAUGGACAGCUUUGCGCCCAUCGAUCUGGAUGAAUGGUGGGCCCAGAGCUUCUUAGCCAACAUCGACAAGCUGACGUUCCAGACUUGAUCAGAUGCUCUUUGCCAGUCAGGAGGUGAGAACUGAAUGGCUCACCAAAGGUGAAAUGAAGCCUUCUCUGUAGGUGUAAUGACUCGGAGCACCCUGAUGUGGUUUAAAUGGACUGACAGUGCUGGAACGCUGACCCAAAAGCUGCUGAGAACUACUUCGCUGUGUCUGAGACUGGAUACAGGAUAGUUUCUGGUGUUGUUGACAGCCACAGCAGAGACAGUUUCAAUGCAGUAAAAUCGUGUUUUUUCCAAGA
Messenger RNA from Girardinichthys multiradiatus, 1243 nucleotides. RefSeq names its product MAPK regulated corepressor interacting protein 2-like. The transcript is spliced from 5 exons. The record is from RefSeq and is a predicted model, not a curated record. Lineage: Eukaryota; Metazoa; Chordata; Actinopteri; Cyprinodontiformes; Goodeidae. The coding region runs from base 550 to 990 and encodes 146 amino acids.